AUGACACAAACUGCCACCAGCAAGCUUCCAAUCCCAACACUCUAUCUCCUGGGCUUCGAUUGCUAUCCAGACGACAGAGAGUACUUUGAAGCGCGGCGUGCAACCGGAAGCGCGACGCCCUACUGGUUCAAAACAAAACUUGUAUAUGAAGAUAUUGCCGCAAGCCCGUUUACGCGGACGGUAGUCGCAGGGGCGCCGAAGAGCAGUAUGGAGGGUACACACGAGUAUGGCAAAGACAGUAAGACAGUAAAGGUGGAGGAGCGGGAAACGACAGGAGAUGAUGAAGCAAGAGAAGAAACCAAUAUACUGCAUACCAAAAAAACGAACGAGAAGGAGCAACGCGUCAAACGACCGCCCAAGUCACCCCGUAGGAAGAUUAUCACAAUACCGCUACCCAAACGCCGCGUCGUAUUCGCCUGGGCCCCAAGGAAACACCAAAGACCUCAUGCAUCACUCUCCCAUCGAGCCCCGACCCCCUUUCUCCGCCGGCGAACCAGAAAACCCAAGCACGUCGUUAAACAACAGGAUUAUGCAGACCAGCGUCCACUCCUCGACAUGACGCCGCCGCCAUUCCUCCACCUCAACUACGAUACAAGACUCGACACCUAUCCAGUACCUCUGCCCCAGCCCCCAGCCCGUCUCGAACACCAGACAAACAGAAGUAGUGCUGUACGACCCUCUCUGCCUGCGUUUUUUUCUUGGAGGUAG
Molecule: messenger RNA, 708 nt
Organism: Bipolaris maydis ATCC 48331
Lineage: Eukaryota; Fungi; Ascomycota; Dothideomycetes; Pleosporales; Pleosporaceae
Source: RefSeq, a predicted model, not a curated record